AUGACAUAAAACGAUGCAUAAAGAGGAGAGGCAGGGAACCAGAGAGAGAACCAGAGAAUCAGAGGGAGAACCAGAGAGAACCAGAGAACAAGAGAGAACCAGAGAACCAGAGAGGGAGAGACGCGUUCACGUCAGACACUACAUUCAGAGACAGAUAUUUGCGGGAUCAUUCCUCCUCGGCUGUGUUUUCUCCAUCGCGCAUACAGAACCGUGACCGGCAUCAUCUGUGACGAACACGAUGAGACGCGUGGACGCGCACGGACACGAGCAGAGCUCUGUAGAUGUCACAUCCUCAUGCCACUGAUCGACACGAGGUGAGACCGGCCGCGGAGCGCGGAGCGCGGAGGAGACGCGACGUGACGCGCGGAGCGCACUCCGGAGACGGUUGGGUUCAUUUCCUUCAGGGCUGCUGUGAGGUCGGGUCGAUCGGGGGACUGGAGCCGCAGUGCCAGUAUGGAUGGACGUGGUGGCCUGCUCGGCGUGCGUCGCCCUCCCAGGAGCUGGUGCUGCUGGAAGGUCUUCCUACUGCUCAGCAUCUUCUUCCACAACUACCUGAGCCUGCUGCUCGACUGCCCGCCCAUCUGCGUCUGCUCGCCCACAGAGAUCUACUGCAACAAGUCCGACAGCAGCAACUUCUUCCCCCUGUUGUCCUUCCAGGGCAGCGGCAGCGGCGGCAACACCACCGGGGACUUCGAGGACCUGUUCCAGAACAUCACCUCCAUAUACAUUGACAAUUGGACCGGUCUGCAGACCCUGAGGGACGUGGAUAUGGAACUCUACACCGGCUUAGAGAGGCUCACUAUUACAAGGAGCAACCUGCAUACAAUCCAUGCUCGUGUCUUCUCCAAGAACCCCCACCUGCGCUACAUAUACCUGUCCAAGAACCCAAUGUUGACCACAUUGUCCUGGCAGAUCUUUGAACAGCUGCAGCUCUUUGAACUUCAUUUAGAGGAGGUGGAGUUCGCCUGUGGCUGUGAGAUCCGCUGGCUGCAACUAUGGCAACAGAGAGGAGAGGCGGGGCUAAGCGGCCAACAGUUACACUGUACUGAUGGCUCCAGGAAGAUUCUGUUGCACGAUAUGAACAUUAGCAGUUGUGAUUUGCCGGAUAUCAGCGUCAGCCACAGCAACCUCACAGUGGUCGAGGGUGAUAGUGUAACAGCCAUCUGCAACGGCUCUGGAUCCCCGCUACCUGAGGUGGACUGGGCCGUCAACGGCCUGCACUCCAUCAAUGCACAAGCGGCCAAAGUCUGCGACAACAACACCAUUCAUUCCAUCAACAUAACUUUGGUCAAUGUGAGCAGAGACGACAACAACUUCCUGUUGACCUGCACCGCCACCAACGUAGUGGGCAUGACCAAUGCUUCUAUCCAGCUAACUGUUCAAUUUCCUCCCUCCAUUGUGAAGCUGACGGAGCCAGAACGACGCCAUGACACGUGUAUAGAAUUCACGGUGCGAGGUUCACCACACCCAACCUUACGCUGGUUCUACAAAGACAAGGAAAUCUCCCACACUGAUUAUGUGCGACCUCAUAUGGAUAUUUACCAGGACUAUGUCGAGGGCUGCCUCACCUUUAAAAACCCAACCCACCACAACAAUGGCAACUACACCUUGGAGGCCACCAACUACCUGGGUGUGGCCAAUAGCACUGUGUACGGGCAUUUCCUCGACAAGCCCUUUGAUGGUCCAGAGACAGAUUAUGAUUAUGUGACCCCGACUGCAGAGACUCACAAGCCCGAGGACGAUACUUUUGGCGUCUCCAUAACAGUUGGACUGGCGGGGUUUGUCUGUGUGAUGCUGGUGGUUCUCUUCCUCCUCAUUAACAAGUAUGGACGGCACUCAAAGUUUGGCAUGAAAGGACCAGUAGCCGUGAUCAGUGGUGAGGAAGACUCUGCCAGCCCCCUUCACCAUGUGAACCAUGGGAUCAUCAGCCCCUGCACACUGGACGCAGGGCCAGAUGCUGUUGUGAUCGGAAUGACCAGGAUCCCCGUCAUAGAGAACCCACAGUAUUUCAGACAUGGACACAACUGUAACAAACCCACCACCUAUGUUCAGCAUAUUAAACGGCGGGACAUUAUUUUGAAAAGGGAGCUGGGAGAAGGAGCUUUCGGCAAAGUCUUCCUGGCUGAAUGUUACAACCUGAGUCCCACCAAGGACAAGAUGUUGGUAGCUAUAAAGAAUCUGAAAGACCCCACUCUUGCAGCCAGGAAAGACUUCCAGCGUGAGGCUGAGUUGCUGACAAACCUCCAGCAUGAGCACAUAGUGAAGUUCUAUGGAGUGUGUGUGGACGGAGACCCACUCAUCAUGGUCUUUGAGUACAUGAAGCAUGGAGAUCUCAAUAAGUUUCUCAGAGCCCACGGGCCAGACGCCCUGAUCCUGGUGGAUGGUCAGCCUCUACAGACCAAUGGGGAGCUUGGUCUGUCCCAAAUGCUUCACAUAGCGAGUCAGAUCGCAGCUGGUAUGCUCUACUUGGCGUCUCAACACUUUGUGCACCGUGAUCUGGCAACCAGGAACUGCCUGGUUGGGAAUGGCCUGCUGGUGAAGAUAGGAGACUUUGGCAUGUCCAGAGACAUUUACAGCACAGAUUAUUACAGGGUGGGAGGUCACACCAUGCUGCCGAUCCGAUGGAUGCCUCCAGAGAGCAUCAUGUACAGGAAGUUCACCACAGAGAGCGAUGUGUGGAGCUUUGGAGUCAUUCUGUGGGAGAUCUUCACUUAUGGCAAACAGCCCUGGUUCCAGCUGGCUAACAAUGAGGUGAUAGAGUGUAUUACUCAGGGCAGAGUACUCGAGUGCCCCUGGCUCUGUCCCAAGGAAAUCUACGAUAUGAUGCGGGGCUGCUGGCAGAGAGAGCCACAACAACGCCACAACAUUAAGGACAUUCAGAAGAUGCUGUUUGCUCUGAUGAAAGCCACACCAGUCUAUCUGGAUAUACUGGGAUAGAAAUUGAUUCAAGAGAAUAGAACGUUGGAAGAAAUCAUUACUGGGAUAGAAAUGAGUACAGGAAAUGGAUUGCCUUGGAGCAAAAGUCUGGCGUCUUUGAUGGAGCCAUGUGAAUCAGAAUUAGUGGAUGAACUGUACCUUGUAUCCGACUGCCUGAGAUAUAAGCAUUAGAAUGACCUCACUUAAGUUGAGUGAUGUGUGUUCAGCUGACUUGAAAGGAAUUGGAUAAACUGCGUUGUAUCACAAUAUUAAGGAAAUGAAAAGCAAAUGUCUUUGACCUUCCAUACGUGAUUUGGUCUGGUUUAGUUUACUCAGAUCUCGCUCCUGCUGAAAGAACUCAUGACUAAAAGGACUUGACUAUGAAAUAUGGAUGGCAUCAAACUGAAUCAACUGGAUUAACCUGAUUGUUUGGAUCGGAUAUGGUUCUGUAUUACUAUCCUAUUAACUUAGGUACAUCCAUUUCCUACUGUAGGCUAUGCAUAAUCAUCUCACGCUGUCAAGAUCAGUGAUCUUUGGUUCUAUCAUAGUUUUGAUAAAGCCUGGCCAAGUCUUUUAGAGUUUGCCUUGGCAAUGAAAAGGAAAUAUCUGUUCCUAGAUUAUAUUAAUUUUAUAUAUUUUAGCUGUGUUGAUUGGUAAAUCAGUCAUGGAUUUGUUUGGCUACGUUUCACAAAUUCUAAAUUUGAGCCAUCUUACUUGUUAAGACUUAUUUGGCUUAUAUAAUUUCCUGUUGUAGAUCUAGAAGCACAUGGCAAUCAUACAAGGAGGACUUGCACACUAUCUAAAGAAAUCUCUGCUCUGUUUUUUUAAAUGCUGAUGCUCAAGUAUUCUAGGAUAUCUUACCAACGCUUGUCUAUUUGACUUAAUUUUACACGUCUUGGGCCGCAAUUAAAAUUCAUCGACCAGAUUUAACUCAGUGCCUCUAAUUAGGGUUGGGCCAGUGUAAAAAAAAUAUCAAACUGGUUUGAUAUUAAGGCAAAACACCAGAGUGGUAUACAGACUUUUACCACUGCCGUGUGCCAUGUUGGCACAUCUUUAAAAUUUAGGCUCUGUUUUUACAAUGUGAGGCACAUGGUUCCUUGACCACUAGUGUCUUGAUUAAUGAUGGGUAUGUUUUGGGUGUAAUUUGAUAUUAACCAAUCAGAGUUCCAUUUCACAAUCCCUUUAAACAACAGCUGUACUUGCACCUGGUAGAUUAAAAUGGUUUUAGAAGGUGGUAAGAAAAGCAUAUGCAUCUCUGCAGAGGAAACAGAUCUACUCGCACCCAUGCACAAAGUGAAUGCGAGCAUGAGCACAAGCAGACCAUCUGUAUGUGUAACCAGCUCACUCUGUACAAUCAUUGUGCUCCCAUCUGUAGGUGCAUGUUACUAUCUUGGUAACAUGCACCUACUCAGCCGUCGCUAAACCUGGAUCUGUGAUUCCAGUCAUGCAUUGAAGCCCUUGAAAAUAGUUUUAUUCCGUUGAUCAAACAUUACAGUAGAUUUUGGAUCCUCUGUCUAUCAUCAGCUGACCUACCUCUCACUACUUGGGGCGUGUGCAGUCUCUCCUCUCCUCUCCUCUCCUCUCCAACUCUCUCACCAGUCGGUCCCAGCAGAUGUUUUGGUUUUUGUUAGAAAUUUCAUCUGUUAAGAGUUUUUCUCCUCCACAUUUUCAGAGUGGAUCAUUGUGGGACCUGUUGGGUUUCUCUGUAAUAUUAUGAGGUCUUGACCUCACUAUGUAAAGUGCCUUGAGAUAAUGUAUAAUGGCGCUACACAAAUAACAUUUAAUUGAAUUGAAGUGAGGGAGACAGACGGAGAGAGAGCGAGAGAGAGUACACCAAUGCCUUGUUCUUGAAGCUAGAGAAGAGUUCCCUCCCGUUGGUGAAGCAGCACAUGAAUCAUCGUGUAUCGCUUGCUGUGGUGUGUGUGGAAUAGUGCAAAAAUCAUUCUCUUUUUAUCAAGUCUAUAAAAUAUGAUAUGAUUUCUGCAAAGGGGUAAGCUCCAGAUGUUUCAAGAUCCUAACAAUGCCUCUGGUGCCCACAGUGAUUUAUGAGUCAAAUUGCUGUCCACUGAUUUAAGAUUGCAAUGAACCCGGCCACACCUCAUUUUAGGACCAACCAAUGGGUGCAAGUGCAUUUGCUGUUUAAACUAAAUGGAAGCUGGACUGGAACAUUACAAACGCAUUGAUCUAAACCUAGGAAAGAUGUGUCGACUCACCAUAACCCCAAAAACUGUCAAGUCAACAGACACAACGUUCACUGUGCAUCUUUCACCUGCCUCCACUGAAACGUGAUGUUGCUGGACUUGACUCAGUUAGUCAAUUUAUAACACAUAUAUUAUAAUAUAUAAUAUAAUUUUAAUCACAUUGUCAUAUAGCUUAUUACCAAGGACAUAACACUCUCAACACAGGUCGCUGAUGAAUGCUCAUUUUUACUUUGCCUGAACCUGUCGAUUCAGCCUGUUGGCAUCAAAAUGGUUUAGACUCCUAUACUGGAAAUCAUCACAUUGUCCCACUGAGCACUGCUCCUCGGCAAGCACCUGACCACACCGUCCACUCCUGAGCCUGGGGACUGGACUUAAGUGCCUCCUACUUCUCUCUAAACACGGAACCCUGGGAAAAUAGUAUUUCAAAAUAAGAGCACAUUUACAUAAUGUUUACCUGCUUAUACUAUCCUCAUUUUCAAAAAUGCACGAAGCAAAAUUAUUUUGUACCCUUUGCAGAUUAAUAGAAAUGUCUAACUACUCAAGGUGUUAAGAUGGUGUUAAGAUGUACUGUUUUAAAUAUAUAUUCUGUAUAUAUUUUUAAUUUAUUUUUACCUAAAAUCAAAGUGUGGGCCUCUGCCAUGCUCCAAAGCCAUUGGAAUAUUGUAUUCUUUAAGAAAAAUAUAAAAAGGUACGUGUUUGUGUAGUGUACUUUCAUCAGGCAUGAUGGAACAACGAGAGCUUCAUGACAACAGGAAGUUUGAACUGACAGGGGAACAAUGGGAAUACCAGUCCAUGAACAAAACAUUGUUACUUAAAGAAUGUAUAUACUGAAAAUCUCUGCAUUUUGAGAUCUGUUAACUUAUUUCCAUUGUUUUAUGUUUUAGCUUCUGGUUCUGUUUCCAUAUGUGGUAGCCAAAAGAUAUUUUGAUAUUCUUUCUUUCUAUUGAAAUAUACUGAUAGUAUUUACUUUUUAACGACACAAUCAGUCUUUAAAUAAUUUCAAUUUAUUGUAAUUGUAGUUUCCUUUCAUUUGAGGGGAAUGUAUGAGUCAGGACAGUAGAUGAAAGAUGUAAAAUAAACAGAAAAGAAACACGAAAAAAUGGAAACACUGUCAACCCUUUUAGGAACAGUUCAACAAUAUGUUAGUUUUGAGUCACAAAGGUGAAAAGUGAACAUUCCAUGAAUUAAACACAUUUUUAUUUUGGCCAUUUUGCCAUAAUUUAUUUCAAUUUUGGUCUUAUUUUAUCAAACAAUUCAAUUUUGAAAUUCAUUCUAACACUUAACACAGCUUUGCCACAUAGUUUGCAAUUCAUUAUGAUCAGCAAGGUCAAACUAGGAAAAAUAAUUCAACCCUGGCAAUUUUGUUCGGACCGGCCCUCACAUCACACAUGUAUAACAGCAGUCUUGAACCCCCGAACUCCGGCAAGGAGGCUAAAACCCACGUGUCCACCGCUAGUACGUCUCUUAAAGCAUCGGGGAGUGAGGUUUACACUCUGCAUAGCACUCGAAUGACUAUCCACCGUUACAUAUACACAGCAAUAUCAGGCUAUUUAAACCACAAAAUAGAUAUUAAGUUGCUGUAGGAACCAUGGACAGCACUGUUUUGGAUGGACAGAUCCACUUGGAUGGGUGGGAGGAGGGGGAGACUGUAGCACUGACUGCACCUGCCCAUACAGUAUAGGUAGCCUAUUUGUAACCCCAGUCAGAUGUGCCGUUCCAACAUCCAGUGGGCCGCCCGCAACAGAGUUUUUGUUUUCAAAGAAAGGCUCUGGCUGCAGUAGACAUAGAAAAGUCGGCCGCAACCGGCGCAGGGUUAGGGUGAAACCACCUCUUGUGGUUAAUUCUUUUGUGUAAGAAAAUUAGAGGAAUCAGAAUAAUGAAAGCAUAACACAGAGCUACUAGAUAAAAGGAUAGAUCAUUAUACAGAAAUAUGUGUCCUAUUAAAAUAUAUUUCCACCAAAGUUUGAUUAAAACCAAGGCUGCAUAAAUUUUAAUCUAUAUUGUUUUUUAAUCCAGACAAUCUGUGUCACUGCACUGUACCUUUGCUCAGUACCAUUGUUCCAAAACACCAGGACUGAUAUCAUUGCCAUCAACAUAGUGACAUUAUAAAUUUGAUGUAUUAUGUUCUUAAUAACAUAAAUAACAAUCAGAUAUUACAUGAAACUUGCGCUCAAAAGUGAAAUGUCCUUUCUCAGGUGUACAAGUGUUUAAUCUGUCUGAACAUUUUUCUGUCCCUCAGCUUUCUUUCAUUACAUGACACUUUUGUCCAAAGUGACUUAGAACCAUGGAGGCAGGUACAGCAGCAUUAAGGGCCUUGUAUAGAUUGUUGUCUUAGAACUAGUUUCUCAAAAACAUGUUUGUGCUCCAACAUUUGAACUACAAAUGUUUAUGAUAUUUAAGUUGUACUGGUUUGAAAUGUAUCAAGAUUGAAUAGAUACAAACAGAUGAUCGUGUGGGUAAAUCUGAUCCCAAUGCUUUUCCCAAAUCUGCUAACACUUGAGUUUUUUUCUAAAUGAUUUGUUCAUGUAUAAAUUACAAUUACAAUGUCAGGAUAUAAUUGACCAUAGUUAUCUUACAGCAGAUGGCUCAGGGUGCAAACCAGUAUCUUCCCUUCUAAGCCCUUUCAAGAAUUACUGUAUGAUACUGAAACUACUACUUUCAUUGUAAUUGUCUGAUUUCAUAUUUAACCGCAAACCCAUUUACAUCGCUUCCUGUCUUUCCCAGUAUAGAAGAAAUGUUUGGUGCAUAAAAAUGGAAAAGAAAAGAA
Scophthalmus maximus (turbot) is the source of this 7884-nucleotide messenger RNA. Its product is annotated as NT-3 growth factor receptor-like. NCBI's taxonomy places the organism in Eukaryota, Metazoa, Chordata, Actinopteri, Pleuronectiformes, Scophthalmidae. Gene Ontology annotation, biological process: cellular response to nerve growth factor stimulus; multicellular organism development; regulation of phosphatidylinositol 3-kinase/protein kinase B signal transduction. The coding region runs from base 454 to 2937 and encodes 827 amino acids. Gene Ontology annotation, molecular function: neurotrophin binding; ATP binding; transmembrane receptor protein tyrosine kinase activity. The transcript has 18 exons. Gene Ontology annotation, cellular component: plasma membrane; signaling receptor complex; axon. The record is from RefSeq and is a predicted model, not a curated record.